Molecule: messenger RNA, 1907 nt
Organism: Cavia porcellus (domestic guinea pig)
Lineage: Eukaryota; Metazoa; Chordata; Mammalia; Rodentia; Caviidae
Gene: Tpm1
Product: tropomyosin 1
Exons: 9
Coding region: 101-946 (281 amino acids)
Biological process (GO): actin filament organization; muscle contraction
Cellular component (GO): actin filament
Molecular function (GO): actin filament binding
Source: RefSeq, a predicted model, not a curated record
GGCGGCUCCGCGCUCGCACUCCGGCUCGGCCGCCCCUGCGCGCUCGCCUCCUCCCGCCGCUCACGCCGCCGCCUCCGGGCCCCUCGCCGCCGCCGCCGCCAUGGACGCCAUCAAGAAGAAGAUGCAGAUGCUGAAGCUCGACAAGGAGAACGCCUUGGACCGCGCGGAGCAGGCGGAGGCCGACAAGAAGGCGGCCGAGGACCGCAGCAAGCAGCUGGAGGAGGACAUCUCGGCCAAGGAGAAGCUGCUGCGGGCGUCGGAGGACGAGCGGGACCGGGUGCUGGAGGAGCUGCACAAGGCGGAGGACAGCCUCCUGGCCGCCGACGAGGCCGCCGCCAAGGCUGAAGCUGAUGUAGCUUCUCUGAACAGACGCAUCCAGCUGGUUGAGGAGGAGCUGGAUCGUGCUCAGGAGCGUCUGGCCACAGCUCUGCAGAAGCUGGAGGAGGCCGAGAAGGCAGCAGAUGAGAGCGAGAGAGGCAUGAAAGUCAUUGAAAGCCGAGCCCAGAAGGAUGAAGAAAAGAUGGAAAUUCAGGAGAUCCAACUGAAAGAGGCCAAGCACAUCGCUGAAGAUGCCGACCGCAAGUAUGAAGAGGUGGCCCGUAAGCUGGUCAUCAUUGAGAGUGACCUGGAACGUGCAGAGGAAAGGGCUGAGCUCUCAGAAGGCCAAGUUCGACAGCUGGAAGAACAAUUAAGAAUAAUGGAUCAGACCUUGAAAGCAUUAAUGGCUGCAGAGGAUAAGUACUCACAGAAGGAAGACAAAUACGAGGAGGAGAUCAAGGUCCUCUCUGACAAGCUGAAGGAGGCUGAGACUCGGGCUGAGUUUGCAGAGAGGUCAGUAACUAAAUUGGAGAAAAGCAUUGAUGACUUAGAAGAUCAACUCUACCAGCAACUUGAGCAAAACCGACGCCUAACUAAUGAACUAAAGCUGGCCCUGAAUGAGGAUUAAAACUUACAUGAGAAAAUGCUAGGGCUGAACUCUAGGAACGGAGCCCAUUGCAGUCUUAAGACUGCCCAACCUUCAACUCCAAGGGUUGAAAACCAUUUGCUUUCUGCAAAAAUGUAAAGGAAAGGAGUUAGCUGCAAGCAGCCCUUGCCUGUAUUUCUCUCUAUAUAUAUCUGGAAUGAUUAAGUUCUCUUUAAUCCCAAACAUCUUUUACGGUAAAACAUGCAUAUUGUAUAUAUGGAUAAAUAUUUAUAACAGCCAACUCAACAUUCUUCUUUGAACUGAUGCAGAAUGAGAAGGAAAAAAAUUCCUCACAGAAGACUGAGUAUUACUUUAAAUAUAUAUAUGAUCUAUUCCAUGUACCCCUAACUCCCUCCCAUCUGGUGUAGUGUUUGAAAUAUAAUUAAAUGUACUUAUGCUUGGGCAAAAAGCUUUUGCAAACAGGACCUCAUGUCAGAAGUCCCUGGUUGUCGGAAAGGUAGGCUUUAUACAGUUUCAGUGUUGUUGCAACCUGGUGAGAAUGUUGUGCUAAUAAUAGAAUCAUUUAAAAAACAUUAAGAGAAUGUCCUAAUGCAAUGUGCAUGAAACAUGUCGAUAACUGUUCGUGAGCAACAGAAAUAAGUCAUUCAAAAAAGUCACCAGGAACCUUUAUGUCAUCGCUGCUUCCUGCGAGGUUGCGAUACAGCGCAGUUCCUAGACCUUUACCUGUCUGUAACUCCAGUGUCUGCUGGUGCCCUAUUAACUGCUCCAGUUUGUAGAACAGUCCUGCAAGCCCUUUGGGUUUUACCUACCCCUAUCCCCGCAACCCACAGCUGGCGACCCGUCCCCAGCGCCACCCUGCAUUUGAGUUCGAUCCUCAGGGUGGGUUGCUGGUGAUGGUGCCCCAACUGUGCUGAGAGCCUGUUGUGCCUGUGGCCCCUUGGGGGCCAAAGACCCCUUCCCUUUGGAGAUCUCUGUCCGGAAA